GUGGCUAUGGUGGGACAGAAUCAUGGUAGACAAGGCCUGAUACAUGCUUUUGAAUGGCAUAUAAUAAACCUCUUCGACCUGUUGAACCAUGAGGAAAUAUAAUGCAGUCCUCCACUCCAUCAAUUGGUCUUCUGUUCUGUUCUCAGGGUAGCUCGUCAUGUCAACCACUACCACCACCACUGCUGCAGCGUCAGCAACCGCCUCUUGUCUGAACAUCAAACCAGGCAAAGAUGGAUUUCUGCCACCAGAGGCCUGCGAUGCGCUGCUCCCCUACGUGCCUUCGUUUGCAGCUGCGGUCUUGUUCACCGUCAUAUUCGGUGCGACUCUGGUUGCCCAUCUCGUCCAGGCAAUCACGUUCCGCAAGAGAUUCUGCUGGGUGGUUAUAAUGGGUGCCUUUUGGGAAGUGACUGCCAUGGUAUUCCGAGUGCUGCUCACUCGGAACCAGAGCCAAGUGGCGUUCUACCUGCCCAAUUUCCUUUUCAUCCAGCUUGCGCCAUUGUGGCUCAAUGCAUUCAUGUACAUGAUUCUCGGACGCAUGGUCUACUUCCUCGUCCCGGAGAAACGCCUCUUCGGCAUCUCCGCCAAACGACUGGCCACCAUCUUCGUCUGCCUGGACGUCCUGACGUUCCUCGUGCAGGCGACUGGUGGCAUUCUGGCCUCGCAGCAGAACGGCUCGCAGAGCAUCAUCCAGACAGGCAUGCAUAUCUACAUGGUUGGGAUUGGCGUGCAGGAGUUUUGCAUCCUCGUCUUCACGGCCCUACUCGUUGCCUUCCAGCGGCGCGUCAUGCGCAGCGCACUUCCCCCUCAAGUUCAAGGUCCUUCGUGGAAGUGGUUGUUCUUCAGCAUGUACACUGCCCUCAUCUUGAUCACAAUUCGCAUCAUCUACCGACUGGUAGAAUACAGUGACGGAACAGAUUACUCUACGAGCCCUAUCCUCAGUCACGAAUGGUACAUGUACGUCUUUGACGCGACACCCAUCUCCCUCGCUUUCCUUGUCGUGAAUAUCUUCCAUCCCGGUCGAUUCCUAAUAGGUCCCGACUCGGAAUUCCCCCGGUUGACUCGCAUGGAAAAGAAACGGCUCAAGGCUGAACGGAAGGCUCGCAAGGCGCGCAAGGGGAGGGAUGAUGAGUUCGGGGCCUUCUACGAGGACACUCAUGAAAUAUUAAAUAGCGAGCAGAGAGAAGAUGCUGUGUAAAGUCUAGGAGAUCGUUCGUUUCAAAAAAGAUAUAGUUCAAGUUCAACUGGAUUAUGCAUUACUCGUAUCGAGAGAAAU
Molecule: messenger RNA, 1273 nt
Organism: Penicilliopsis zonata CBS 506.65
Lineage: Eukaryota; Fungi; Ascomycota; Eurotiomycetes; Eurotiales; Aspergillaceae
Exons: 4
Coding region: 158-1195 (345 amino acids)
Cellular component (GO): membrane
Source: RefSeq, a predicted model, not a curated record